Sebastes umbrosus (honeycomb rockfish) is the source of this 3323-nucleotide messenger RNA. Its product is annotated as carboxylesterase notum2-like. The transcript has 12 exons. Lineage: Eukaryota; Metazoa; Chordata; Actinopteri; Perciformes; Sebastidae. Gene Ontology annotation, molecular function: hydrolase activity. The coding region runs from base 380 to 2170 and encodes 596 amino acids. The record is from RefSeq and is a predicted model, not a curated record.
GUCAGAUGGGAGAGAGCUAAGUGGUGGGUGUGUGCAAAGACUUGAAAUAUGUUGAAGAGACGCGUGUGUUAUCUUUUCUCCUCGCCACUGGACGUCCAGGACCUCCCCCCGCCGCGUGUCGUCAGCAGUUUAUCUCAGGGCCUGGCUGAGGCUGCGAAGGAAAAUGGGAGGAAAUCUGAUCCAUAUGGUGGCACUAUAAAGCUCACAGCUGAUUUGCAGCCUUCAUCAAAACCUGGUCAAGGCUUCAUCACUACUCAUGACUGGCAUCCUCCUCUCACACCUGUGCUCUGAACUUCUCACGCUCUCCUCCUGCAGCGCCGGUUAUCUGCUUGACCCCCGGGGCGCCUCUAUCUUCAAAGCUGAUUCUUCUUAGAGAAAUAUGAAGAUACUGAGCAAGGUUGCUUUCUUGCUUUUGCUCGGGGGAAUCUGGUGUCAGAACAACCGUAAUGCUAAUGCUGGUGGCAAGUCCACCAAGAAGACUGGUGGGAACCAAGGAGGUGAUGUUGGCCAGUCUCCCCCCGCAGUUGAUCUGACUCCUGAAAGCACUGGAGGCACUGGAAGCACUGGAAGCACUGGGAGCUCUAGAGCCACUGGAGCCACUGGAGGCACUGGAGGCACUGGGAGCUCUAGAGCCACUGGAGCCACUGGAUCCUCUGGAGCCACUGGAGCCACUGGAGGCACUGGAGGCACUGGAGGCACUGGGAGCUCUAGAGCCACUGGAAGCACUGGAGGCACUGGAAACACUGGAGGCACUGGAAGCUCCAGAGUUACUGGAGGCACUGGAAGCUCCAGAGGCACUGGAAACAGUGGAAGCUCCAGAGGCACUGGAGGCACGGCUGAAGCAGGACGGGAGGCUGCCGCAGGAGCUCGGGCAGCUGGACAGCAGACGGAUGAUAUGAGGCUGCACUUCCUCAAGAACACCCAAGUUACAUGUAAUGAUGGAACAGCAGCUGGGUUUUACCUAAAGGAGUUCAGAGGAAGCCGCCGAUGGCUGUUAUUUCUGGAAGGUGGCUGGUGCUGCCACAGCAAAGAGACCUGUGAUUCCAGGUACCAAAAUAUACCCCGACUAAUGAGCUCAUCGGGGUGGCCCCAAAUAAAAAGAGGAACUGGAAUAUUGUCUUCUCAAGCGGAGGAAAACCCACACUGGCAUAAUGCAAACAUUAUAUUCAUCCCGUACUGCUCCAGUGAUGUAUGGAGUGGCACCGGGCCUGCCCCGACGCCUCCUCCAAGGCCACGACAAGGCAAGGAAAAAGAGAGGGAUAGAAAUACUAAUGCUACUGAGUACACCUUCAUGGGAUCCCUGAUCAUCCGCGAGGUCAUCAAAGACCUCAUCCCCAAAGGAAUCAAGCUGGCCAAGGUUGUCAUCCUGUCUGGCACAAGUGCUGGGGGAACAGGUGUUCUGCUGAACAUAGACAGGGUGGCCAGUCAGCUGGAGCAGCUCGGUGCAGAGGCUCAGGUCCGAGGCCUCGUGGAUUCUGGGUGGUUUCUAGAGAGUAAACAGCCGAGAUCACCCAACUGCCCCGAGACUAUUUCCUGCUCACCUGAAGAUGCUAUCAAGAUAGGACUCAGGUUAUGGAACGGGGUUGUGCCUGACAGAUGUCGGACGCUCUAUAAGAAAGGAGAGGAGUGGAUGUGCUUCUUUGGCCACAAAAUGUACUCUACCUUGACCUCCCCUCUGUUUGUGGUGCAGUGGCUGUUUGAUGAGGAGCAGCUGAGAGUGGAGAACAUCUACAUGGGAGGACAGAGUCUGUCCGAGGAGCAGUGGCAGUACAUACAGAACCUGGGCACAGAGCUCAAGAACUCACUGAGCGAUGUCACGGCUGUGUUCGCUCCGUCCUGCCUCUCCCACACAGUGAUUACCAAAAGCAACUGGCUGAGUUUCCAAGUUAGAGGCACUUCUCUACCACGGGCCCUGCACUGCUGGGACAGGAGUCUGGAGGCGAUCCGCAACAACAAAACCCCGGCCAAAGGCUGCCCUUUCCACCUGGUGGACACAUGCCAGUGGCCCCAGUGCAACCCCACCUGCCCAGCCUUGGUGGACCAGGCCACCCAGCAGGAGCUCACCCUAAUCCAGAUGCUGGUAGCCAUGGGCCUUGACCUCCAGAGGCUGGGCCUGGAUCCCCAGGGAGAUGCAGAAUCUCUGGCCAGCAUGGUCAGCGAUGGUGGCUAAGUGUAAAAAUGAAUAGCAGCUUGAGAGGUAGCCAUGCAAGGGCUUACAAGAAGAAAGAAGGUGUCGAAAUUUUAAUGUAACCUUAGAAAUAGUACAGAAAUCUGGUUACUACGUCCUGUGCUGCUCAGCAUUCCAUUAUGCUUCAUGUGUCCUUUAAAUUGGUGACUUGACUGGUGGUAUAUGUCACUGUGUCCGAGUGGUUUGGCUGUCCCUCUACUGGACACUAGAGGAAAAGGCUUUGGGUCUAAAUCAAAGCUGUUUCAUUUGUACUGGUUGAAUAGCUUUGAGUUUUAUCAGGACAUACUGUACCUCCUACAACACACUUUCAUCCUGAUCACUUCAGAGCACAGCAGUAGAGUUGAAUACUUUUAUCGAAUAUAGGCUCCCGCAAAAUGUCAGACACAAACAUGCUGCUUUGACAGGGGUGAUAAGAAAAGAAACAUUUGCACACCAUAUACUGUAGUUGUGAGCGUUUGAAUUAAAGAAAGAUUUAUUCAUGCACUUUCUACCUAACAGUGUUUUCAUAAAAUAGCAAUUAUUCAUGAUGAGUAUUUGGAUUCUUACAUAAUAAAAAAAUACAACUCAGAAAAAAACUGUACUCACACAAUCAUUUUUUGCACACACAGUUCCAAAGACACUGAUUGUGAUUUUAGUGACUUAGUUUUAGUCUCCAGCUCCUGAUGCUAUGCUAACUUAUAUAUGUAUUACAUAAUAUAUAUAUACAUAUUUUAUGUGCAUGUAAGACACAUGCAUGUGUGAUUAGUUAUUGAUAUUUUUCUGUGUAGGCCAGCAGGAGUUCACUUAUUUGACAUGUGAAGUCUGUAAUAAAUAGAGAAGCUUCCCUAAAAAGCAACAACAACGCUGUGGUUAUUCACCACUCAGCUGUCAGGAUAAUAGUGACAUAUAUGGACAUAAUACAGAAUAUGUAUUGCAAUCCUUAAUUGUUGUCAACAUUUAAAAACUCGUGCUUCUUUCACAAUGUCAUUGAAAGGCAUUUACAGAUGUUACUGUAACUGUAUGUUUUAUUUUCAUCUGUAAUAACUGUGUCAAGCGAUAAAGAUUUGACAAGAAUUGUACCUGCUGUUAACAAGCAUCAGACUGAGUUGUUGCUCAUGUUGAAACAGGGAAUAAAGAUAUGAAUUUGCUCUGACAA